AUGGCUGACACAGUACGCGAAUACCAAAUCGUUCCCCUGGCGCAGGUGGAUGAUCAGUAUGUAGCUGAUACAGUCGGCGAUAGGCAAUUAUCGAUUGACACAACUGCCCGCGGUCGAAUAGAACCAAUCGCCACUAUGGUGCCUCCUCCUGCUCGGAGCCCUAACCCGUUUGAUCCUUCGGCUUCUAAUUGUCAAAACUGGAUUUUUGAUUACGUCCAAACCCUUGUCGAACACGGUAUCGUUGGAAGCAGCGCUCUUUCGGUCGUUCAAAAUGCCCCAAGCAUACUCUGA
This is a messenger RNA of Aspergillus pseudonomiae, 291 nucleotides long. RefSeq lists its product as uncharacterized. The transcript has 2 exons. The coding region runs from base 1 to 291 and encodes 96 amino acids. The record is from RefSeq and is a predicted model, not a curated record. Lineage: Eukaryota; Fungi; Ascomycota; Eurotiomycetes; Eurotiales; Aspergillaceae.